CUGUGCUCGGUUGCGGCACUCGCACAGCACUCACACCUUCCCACCUAGACUCUUCGUCUCAUCUCCUUGUACACCGCGCUCUAGCAAUUGGCAUCGAUAGCCAGCCACGUCGCUCAGGAGAAUUCGUCCCGCGAUUCAUCGGCGAGCUCAGCGCCACUAGAUGCGAAACCCCGCGUCGGCAAGCGAUUCAUUUCUUCUCAUUCGACCGUCUUUCUCAGCCCGCCGCGACUCUUUCUUCGCGUAGCGUCCGCCGACUGCAGCAGUCGGUAGCCGGUAGCCUGCUGCGGGCGACUGGCGGUGAGGGCACCUGGGCGGCGAGGUCGCAGUGUGCGGCGUGGGUGCAGGCGGGAUGGCGGCGUCGCGCGCGCGGAGGCAUUGGCGGCGACCGCCAUGCACCGCUCGGGCACGUUCCCCGUCGCCACGCUGGACGGCGACGGCGACUUGAGCCCCUCCCGCGACUUCCCCCGCGACUUCCCCCGCAGCCACAGCAGCACCAGCAGCGGCUUCCCCGCCGCCGCGGGGCGCUUCGAUGAUGGCGACAUGGUCGCCACCAAUGCUAUGCUGCCACGUGUCAACAGCCUGGCAGUGAAUGGCAGUCGCUUCCUGGAUUCGGACGACCUGUUGGAUGACGUGCGCGACGGAGUUAAGGCGCUGUACGAGGCACGAAUUAGGGAGCGGGAGGGGAAGCGCGAGGCGGAGGAGCAAGCGCUGUCUGCGGUUAACGGCUGCGGCAGCGGCAAAAAGGGGCGCAUCACCAAUUUUUUCGGUGACGAGUCCGCCUGCCGUAAGAAGGAAGCGGACCGGGCGCUCUGCCUCCUCUUCGCUGGUCUGCGCCUGCCGGAGCAUCACGCGGACCACGUCCUCUUCCGGAAUGCGGUCUCCGCCAUCGCUCGCGCCGGCACUUCCUACGUUCCCCCGAAGCGCAAGUACAUCGGCGGUGCCGGCCUGCGCGACUGCCGCACCAGUAUCGAGGCCGCGCUGGUUCCCAUCUCCAGCAGCUGGCGGCGGAGCGGCGUCACCAUUGCUAGCGAUAUGAUGACGGACCAGAACGGCCGGCCCAUCGCCAACGUCCUCCUUAUCAACGACUCCGGAGCAGUUUUUACUGAUGCUGUGGACACAAACAUGGAAAUGAAGACCGGCGGCUAUAUUGCCGGUAUUCUCCGCCCUAUUAUCCAGCGCGUUGGGCCGGAGAACGUCGUCGCUUUCUGCAUGGAUGGCGGCUCGAACUACGCCGCGGCCUGCAGGAUCCUAAUCGCCGAGCACCCCCACAUCGAGCACUUUGUCAACCUCAUGCGGCUGCCGUUCAUGGCAAUGCGCGCCACCGACUCGUCGGCGAAGGGCAUGAUGGGUCGUAUGUACGACCUCAUGCUGCAGCUCACCGUUGAUGUCGAUGAGAAGCUGGAGGAGGCGCGGCUGGAGGGGCUCACCGCUGCGGACGCCAAUGCCAUCCGCCGCAUGGUGAAAAGGAGGUGGGACGGCAGCAUGGCGUGCCCCCUCCAUGUGGUUGGCCGCAUCCUAAACCCGGCCAAUCAGGAGGAGGGGAUCUUCCCCUCGGACAUGGAGUGCACGAGGGUAUUCAAAGCCUUCAUCGCCCGCCACUACGAAGACAAAGAGUUCAUGAGGGAUGGCGAGCCCAUUCGUGCAACCCUCGUGAUGCAAGACGGCCUCGACGCCUUCAUCACUCUGAAGGGCAGCUUCGGGCUCCCCACCGCCAUUGCUGAUCGUGCAGCAGUGAAGGAGGGGAGGCAGAGCAUGGCGCGGUGGUGGCAGUGGCAUGGGUCCGACUACCCUGAGCUUGCCGCACUGGCCUGUCGGGUGCUCUCACAGCCCGUUUCAGCGGCCGCAUGCGAGCGUAACUGGGCAGUGUGGGAGGCGGUCCACACUGCCAAGCGCAACCGCCUCGGUGCCGAAAAGUGUCGGGACCUGGUCUAUGUGUCCCACAACUGGCACCAGGCGGGCAGCGAGGAGUUGGUGCGGCUGCUGCUGACCAACGGGGCGGACAUCAACGCCACCGACGCCACGCGCUGCUCCGCGCUGCACUACGCCUGCAGCACUGGCCACAGGGGCAUAAUAAAGCUGCUGCUGGUGGCGGGCGCCAACAUGUAUGCGCGCAACCGCGACGGGCUGGUGGCGCAGCAGCUGACGUCGUCGGAGCGCAUCCGCGCGCUCUUCCGCAAGCUGCAUGAGUACCACCUCAGGAGCGCGGGGGGAGGGGGAGGGGGAGGUGCGCGGGCGGGCGCGGAUGCCUUUCCCCUGUCUGCGUCGCUGGCCGCCCCGCCGUCGCGCGCCGACUGGCUGCUGGACAAGAACCGCACCAUGAGCUUCCAGAGCCCCUCGCGCGACCCGCGCCCCUCGCACCUGUCGCCCUCUGCGUCCAUCUCGCCCCUGGCGGCGCACCCCACCUCCCUGCCCGCGCGCUCCAUCAGCAGCAGGGGCGUGGUGGGUGGUGGUGGGUCGGAGGAGAGGGCAGCAGGGGGGGCUGGGGGAGGGGGCGCGCAGCGCUGCGGCGGCAGGGAGGUGGUGACGGACGACGAGAGCAUGCGCGCCAGCAGAGGUCCUCGCCCCGUGCCAUCGUCACUCAGACGCCUGGGCUCCGGUGUGCCGGGGGGUGCGGGCGCCGCCGCAGGGAGGCAAGACACAGCCUCAGACACACCAGCAGCAGCGCCUGGCGGCGCUGCUGCUCCUGCUGCUGCUGCUGCUGCUGCUGCUGCUGCUGCUGCCAAGUCAGCAGCCAGUGACGGCAGUGACACGGCCGCUGCCCAGCCCUUGCGUGUGCGCAAGUCCGUCAAGUUUGCCCUCCCUGCAGCUGGCAGCACCAAGGGUGCUGACACCAGCACGACAAUGGGUGAGAAUAGUCCUGUGGCAGGCGAGGAGAGCGUGGGUACGAGGAGUGAUGAAGCUAGGGUGCGAGCAAUGGGGGGGCACUGAUGGUGAGAGGGGUAGGGUCGAGGAGGAAGGGAGGGAGGCAGUGGUAGAGGGGGAGAGGGAGAGUGGAGGAGCGGCAGAGAAGAAGGUGUGUGCACGGCCGCCACUCUCCCCCAAGCUCGCAGUCACGAGGGAAGGCGCAGAUGCGGGGCCAGGGCCAGGAGAAGCAGGAGACGCGGCACACACCAGUCAAGCAGACGGAGUUGGUGCUUCACCUGCCAUCGCGCCCCACAGCGCAACGCCCUCUGCCUCCCCCAAGACCGUUGAUCCCACUUCCCCAACUACCGUCUCCCCCAACACCCCAUCUCCGACCACCCCCCCACCCCCCCCACCACAUCUCCUGCCACGCCUGUUAUUGCGCCUGCUGCUGGUGGUGAGGACGCGGCAUGUGGCGCCUCCGCAUCGUUCAAAUGGAAGAAGGGCGAGAUGCUGGGCGAAGGCGCAUAUGGCAAG
Closterium sp. NIES-67 is the source of this 3378-nucleotide messenger RNA. The record is from the annotation of a GenBank genome assembly. Lineage: Eukaryota; Viridiplantae; Streptophyta; Zygnematophyceae; Desmidiales; Closteriaceae.